Ruditapes philippinarum (Manila clam) is the source of this 1699-nucleotide messenger RNA. Its product is annotated as methylmalonyl-CoA epimerase, mitochondrial-like. Gene Ontology annotation, biological process: L-methylmalonyl-CoA metabolic process. The coding region runs from base 107 to 607 and encodes 166 amino acids. The transcript is spliced from 6 exons. Gene Ontology annotation, molecular function: methylmalonyl-CoA epimerase activity. Gene Ontology annotation, cellular component: mitochondrion. The record is from RefSeq and is a predicted model, not a curated record. Lineage: Eukaryota; Metazoa; Mollusca; Bivalvia; Venerida; Veneridae.
CCGGUAGAAACCGGAGACCGGAAACCGUUAGUUAAUUUGACCAAUGUGAAGGUCACUUCGGAUAAUAACAAAACAAGGUUAAAUUCUGCAGCGAAAGUGAUACAUUAUGGCUUUAAAUAAAGUGACACGGCUUUCUGUCCAGUGUGCGCACCUCAUGAGACAUUGUUCAGGACUCCAUACCUCUGCUGCAACAUUACAGAAAUGGAAAAUUGGAAAGAUUAACCAUAUAGCUAUUGCCACACCUGACAUUGAGAAAACAGCAGCCAUGUAUAGAGAUGUUUUAGGAGCUAAAGUCAGUGAUAAACAUCCACAACCAGAUCAUGGUGUUUACACAGUGUUUGUAGAGCUGGGUGAUACAAAAAUUGAGCUUUUAAACCCUCUCGGUGAGAAAAGCCCAAUUCAGAAUUUUCUGGACAAGAAUAAAAGUGGAGGAAUGCACCACAUAUGUUUAGAGGUGGACAAUAUAAAAGAAGCUAUGAAAGACUUAAAGGCUAAGAAUAUCCGAUUGCUGAGCGAGGAGCCAAGGAUUGGUGCCCAUGGUAAACCUGUAGUGUUUUUACAUCCUAAAGACUGUAACGGAACUUUAGUAGAACUUGAAGAAGUUUAGAACAAUACUUUAUCUAAUUUGUCUAUUGCAAUAAUUAUGGAUUGAUCCCAGGAUACAGUUAAGAAAUACCUGAGAAAAUUUGGCACUUUUUUGUUUCGGAAAUAUUCCUAUGAGUGUGUGAAUUUCAAAUUUUAUACACGUACAAUGAAUAUUCUUGAACUUGAUCAUAACUAUUAGAGUUAACUAUUAAUGAUAUGUUUCAAAAUAGGAAAAAAAUCUCUUUUAAAUUGUUUUCUCUCAUUUUGAUGAAAUAGUAUUAAAUGCUCUACUUCAUUUAAAUAUAUUGCUUAGAAUAAGUGUUUAGAGUUAAAUUGAUUUUAAAAUGCUUCUGUGGUUAUAUCAGAAUAAUUUACAUUUGAGGAACAAGACUAUUUGUAUCACAAUUUUUAUCCCAUUUAGAUUUCCUGUAGAUCUGAAUUUGGUAAGGAUAUCUAUAUUGAAAUAAUUUAUGGUAAGUUUAUACGAAGCAAUGUUUAAAGAUGUCAGAUUGGAAGUUAUAUCAUCAUAUAAAAUAUAUCUAUACGUAUAAGAGAACUUAAACUAUCAAUGUAGCAGAUUUGAUAAUGUUAAUUGAUCAUAUUGAGAUUAUUUACUUACAUGACUGAAUGAUUAUUUUAACCCUUUAUUCUAAGAUUUAACCAGCUGAAAUUUUGUUAAUGAUUUGCAUUGUUAUGAGUUUGGAACAGCCCAUUUGAAUAUUAAGAAUUUCCGUAACAAUAUACAAAAAGUAUAUGAACUACCAACAGUAUAGAGCCUGGUCAGACUUCAAAGAUGUGCAGGCUGGCUUGGCUCUAUACUGGUGGCAAAGUCACUGUCAGUUCCAGCAGUUUAUGGGUUGAUUAAAGCUUCUGAAAUAGAUUUUUAUAUACUUUUGUUUUGUAUUGUUUUAUUAAAAAUACUCAAAUAAAGCAUAUUGCAACUUAUAAACCUAUUAGAUUGUAACAUUGUAUAUGUAGUAAUUGUGUUUAAGUAUACAGAGGAUUUCUAUUGAAAAUGCUUGUCCGACCUAGUUUUGUUACAAUUGUAGUUUUUAGACACAAAUAUAGCUUAGUGAUAUAUUUCUGUUUUAUAUUAAAUUCAUUUUAUAAUGUU